UGGAGUCGCCAUUCAACCACCUGAAGGUUGCCGAAAGCGAUCAUAAACCGUAUUUACGUUUAUAUUUGUCUUGCUAUGGAUGUCCCCAAGAAUAUGAGGUUAAUGACAGUUUGAAUUGUUGAUAAUUCCAUUGUUUUCCGAGUUUUUAUUGCCUGCGGCAUCAAUUAGAAACAUUAAAUGCACGUGGCUUAGUGGGAAUUGAGUGAAAAUCAGUGACACGCCCUCCAAAAUGAGUGAAAACGAUUCUGUUUAUGGGACCACCCUAUCCCAAGAAUCCAUGAAAGUCAUCGCCGAGAGCAUUGGUGUAGGAAAUUUACCGGAUGAGGCUGCCAAGGAUCUUGCGGAGGAUGUUAGUUAUCGUUUGAAAGAAAUUAUACAGCCUUCGGUUUUAACACCAAAUUAUUUCGACUAUGACGAUUCUAUUGUUCAGGAUGCCGCUAAAUUCAUGAGACACGGGAAACGUCAGCGUUUGACAAGCCACGACGUCGAUCACGCGUUGAAAAUAAAAAAUAUCGAGCCCACUUAUGGCUUUUUCGCCAAGGAUCACAUGCCCUUCAGAUUCGCCUCAGGGGGAGGGCGGGAAUUACAUUUUGUGGAGGAGAAGGAGGUUGAUCUCAGUGACCUUAUAGCUAUGGCUGGAACGGCUACAUGGCCAAAAUUACCUCUAGAGAUAAGCCUCAGGGCUCACUGGCUGUGUAUCGAUGGCAUCCAACCAACGAUACCUGAAAAUCCACCACCAGUUUCUAAAGAGAUUCAGAAAUUGGAGAGUGUCGAUCCCACGGCAAAACUCACCAACAAAUCCACCAACAUGAAUGUUGGGAAGCCAGGGGGCGGUGGCAAAGGUCAUAAACUUCGAAAUGUAGAGACAGUGCAUGUGAAGCAACUUGCCACUCAUGAAUUGAGUGUUGAACAGCAAUUAUAUUACAAGGAAAUCACAGAGGCCUGCGUGGGCUCAGACGAGGCUCGUAGGGCUGAGGCUCUACAGUCACUCUCAGCUGAUCCUGGCCUUCAUGAAAUGCUUGCCAGAAUGUGCACGUUCAUUGCCGAAGGAGUGAGAGUGAACGUAGUCCAGAACAAUCUCGCAUUGCUGAUUUAUCUCAUGAGAAUGGUGAAGGCUCUACUUGAUAAUCCCAGUCUUUAUCUGGAGAAAUAUCUUCACGAAUUGAUCCCAUCAGUAACUACCUGCAUAGUCUCGAAACAACUGUGUAUGCGACCAGAAAUGGACAAUCACUGGGCCCUCCGAGACUUCGCGUCGCGUUUGAUGGGACAAAUCUGCAGGAACUUCAAUACAUCUACCAAUAACAUCCAGACACGUAUGACAAGGAUGUUCGGUCACGCGUUAACGAAGAAUCCUCAAACUCCGUUGGCUACACUCUAUGGUGCAGUUAGCGGCCUCUGUGAAUUAGGCGCAGAAGUGAUAAAGGCCAUUGUGAUACCAAAAAUAAAAACUGUAUCAGAACGCAUUGAGGGGUGUGUAGAUGCUACAGCUCCCUCCAAUGUUGACAAAAAUGCUGCUGGGCAUAUUAAAUCAACACUUGUGAAGUCAGUGGCACCUAUCCUAAAGACAAUGAGAUCUGCUCCCGAUUUUGUUGACGAUUAUAAGCAGGAUUAUGGGUAUUUGGGCCCUGCACUCUGUGCUGCUGUUGCUAAAGCGAGAACUCAACCUGCCGCUGUUGCACAUUCACCAUCAACCAGCGGGACUGGACUAGCAGCGACACAACCACCGACUGCCAAGACAAUCGUUCAAAAUGAAAAUAUUUCAGUGGCCAGUCAACCCAGCCAGUCGAGCCAGCCACGUACGAUUGUUGUGAAUGCACCGAGGAAUCCAGGCGUUAGUCCUGUUAGUACUGGUCCAAAAUACGUUAUUGUACAGUCGAGGUCACAGACACCAACGGGUGCUCAGCAACAGCCACCGACAAAUCCUCAGUCACAGGGACAGCCCAAUCCACAGCAGAUUAAAAUCACUCAGAGCACUAUACAACAGAAACCACAACAGACUGCACCACCUAAACUUGUCGUUGUCUGCAUGCAGAACAGCAGUCAUACUAGUACAACAACUAUGUCUCAGGUGACAACCAUAAACAAGACACAGAGCGUUUUCAUGAUGCAGCAGACUCCAGAUAGAUCAUUGAGUCCAGAUGAUGAUCACGCAUUCAUGUAGCACAGAUAAAUUCCCAAUUAUAUGAAAACAAUCAAAAUUGAAAGACAUUUAUUCUUGUCCAAAGGAUUCUGUUCCCAAGCAACUGUAUUAUCGCAUCUAAAUCAUGAAGUGAAAUAUAAAUAGAUUUAUUUUUACCGGA
Diachasmimorpha longicaudata is the source of this 2300-nucleotide messenger RNA. RefSeq names its product transcription initiation factor TFIID subunit 6-like. Gene Ontology annotation, biological process: transcription initiation at RNA polymerase II promoter; RNA polymerase II preinitiation complex assembly. Lineage: Eukaryota; Metazoa; Arthropoda; Insecta; Hymenoptera; Braconidae. The coding region runs from base 230 to 2161 and encodes 643 amino acids. The record is from RefSeq and is a predicted model, not a curated record. The transcript has 7 exons. Gene Ontology annotation, molecular function: protein heterodimerization activity; transcription coactivator activity; RNA polymerase II general transcription initiation factor activity. Gene Ontology annotation, cellular component: transcription factor TFIID complex; SAGA complex; SLIK (SAGA-like) complex.